AGGCUCUUCACUCUUGUGCUCGUGCUGAUCUUCACAGGGCUCCUUGCCCAUACCUUCGUUUCCGAUCCUCGUUCGUGUCUUUUGGUAUCCUGCUCGGCAUUUCACUAUCGCUUAGCACAAACUCCAGUCGAUACCCUUACUGCGGCUUGUAAUUGUCGCGACAUCUCCAAGAUGUCUUCCGCUACCCCAUCCCACGAGUUCGACAUGGACCGGCCAUACAUUCCAUCGAGCCGGCAGUCACUGAGUGGCAGUGUCUCGGACCUCCGCGUACCCCAGACUCCCGGCAGCCGUCCUAGCUUAGCGCGGCCGUUGACCAUGAAGAUUGACGAAGACUCAAGAUACCGUGCCAUCAUCAAGCACCUCUACGCCAAGGCAUGCUCCAUGCGAUGGAUGACUUCAGGAGCUCUUGCUCCCGGUUCAUGCGAAGGUGUGUUGAUCCGAAAGGGUCAAGGAGAGUAUGUCACAGAGCCAGUGGCAGCCAACAGCGACCUCCUCUCAGCAGUCAAGAGGAUCAACCCUGGUGUCGCACUGACCAUGAGCACCGACGGCACCCAAGCCAUCUUCGACGUGCUUGAGCCCUUUGAGACGGAGUUGAUGUUCCAGAACGGUUCCCAGAUUCAGAUCUUUGAGUCCAUGGCAGAGGUCGCUACCUCAUCCACAAUCCGCAAAUUCCAGUACGCUGCUCUUAUCCGCCAGGAACGGCUACUCCUCGUAUGGCACGACGACCUUGGUGCCAUUCUUUCCCAGGCCAUGGAGGUUGAGUCAAGAAUCUUGGCCUUGGUUUGGGGUACGGCAAAGAACCCCUUUAGUGGUUUCGACAGCGCGAUCCAGUCCAGUGCCAACUCCACUCUUGGCGGCUCCACAGUCGACUUUGUCAUCGACAAGAAGGAUGAUGUCGAGGUCAACGCAGAGGAGGUUGAUGGUGACGUUGAGAAGGGUGAAGGACCAAGGGAGUCUCUAGCUCGUCCACUCAUCUUCACCAGCUCCAUCUUCGUCGGUCUCGCCAUGGUUUUGAUCAUCGUCCUCGUUAUUGGUCUCGGUAACAAGGCCAUUAUCCUCCAGACCAUGACCGACCACUUCUACCCUCGCAUUGCCCUUGUCCUGACCGAGCCUCUCUGGAUUGCACUAGGUCUUUUCUUCGUCGUUGUCGUUCUGGGUAACAUCUUCGAAGUCUUUGGUCCCAUCACUGGUGUCAAGACCAACAGUCGUUUCCACUCCGCCAUCAAGCCCAACCUCGCCCAGGCCCGCGCUCUCGGUUUCGCCCCCUCAACCAUUACCAUUCAGAUGCCCAUCUACACCGAGUCUCUGGAAGGUGUCGUCAAGCCCACCGUCGCCUCUCUCCAAGCUGCCAUCUCUUACUACGAGUCCCGUGGAGGAACCGCCCGCAUCUUCAUCAACGACGAUGGCAUGGCCGUGCGAUCGGAAGAAGACAACGCCAAGUUUCUGCAAUUCUACGAGAACAACAACAUCGGAUGGGUAUCUCGCCCCAAGCACAACUUUGAAGGUUUCGUCCGCCGCGGAAAGUUCAAGAAGGCCUCCAACAUGAACUUUGCUCUCAACAUCUCCAACCGCGUCGAGGAUGUACUUCAGGGGCUGGUCGACAACCGUUUCGACAAGGGCGAUGGCCUCGUUUCCAUCUCGGAGGAGGAGGAACUCGCCCUCUACCACGAGGCUCUCGACCAGGUUCUUACUUCUGAUCCUCGCGCAAAGGCCGGUGGCAACAUUCGUAUGGGUGAGAUCAUCCUCAUUGUCGACUCUGACACCAUUGUUCCCGAAGACUGCCUCAUGUACGGAUCCGCCGAGAUGUUCCUGUCGCCCGAAGUCGCCAUUGUCCAGCACGCCACCGGUGUCAUGCAAGUGUCCUGGGAUUACUUUGAGAACGGCAUUACCUACUUCACCAACCUUGUCUACACUGCCAUUCGCUUCUCAGUCGGUAGCGGCGAGGUCGCUCCUUUCGUCGGUCACAAUGCUUUCUUGCGAUGGCAAGCUGUCCAGUCCGUCGGUAACGCCCCGGAAGAAGAUGGCUACGUCUGCUUCUGGUCGGAGAGCCACGUGUCUGAGGAUUUCGAUAUCGCGCUUCGUCUCCAGAUCAAGGGUAACAUUGUCCGCCUGGCUAGUUACCACGGUCGUGGCUUCAAGGAGGGUGUGUCGCUGUCUAUCUUCGACGAAUUGGACCGAUGGGAGAAGUACGCUUAUGGUUGCAACGAGUUGGUCUUCAACCCCAUGCGCACGUGGCUCUGGAAGUCUCCCUUCACCAAGCUCUUCCGCACGUUCCUCUUCUCCAAUAUCCAGUUGUCUUCCAAGAUUUCCAUUUGCGGAUACAUCUUCUCGUACUACGCUUUGGGAUCUGCUGUUCCCCUCGGUGCCCUCAACUACUUCUUGGUCGGUUGGCUCAACGGUGACCUUGACAAAUACUAUGUUGAGUCCUGGAAGAUUUUCAUCGUCUUGCUUAUCGUCUUCAACGGCAUGUCCAACGUCUGCUUCGCCAUCAUGCGCUACCGUAUCGGUGAGGCCAGUCUGCUUGGUGCUUUCUUCGAGAACCUGAAGUGGAUGCCCUUCUUCAUGAUCUUCUUCGGCGGAGUUUCGUUCCACAUCCUCCUCGCCAUCCUUGCCCACAUGUUCUCCAUCGACAUGAGCUGGGGAGCCACGGCCAAGGAGAAGGACAAUUCCAACUUCUUCGCCGAAAUCCCCAAAAUCUGGAAGCGCUUCAAGUGGAUGUAUCUGAUCAUGAUUGCCAUGAUCGGAGGCAUGAUUUAUCUUGGUUGCUUCGCUCCUCAUGGUUGGGAAAUCACCGGCCUCACCGCCGUGUUGCCUUGGUCUGUCACCGUUAUUAUGCACUGUCUGUUGCCUAUUGUGCUCAACCCAUCGUUGACGGUCUUCAACUACUAAGUGUGUUUAUGUGUACGGAUUUCCUUUUUGUGCUGGAUAUGUCGCUGCGGCGUUAGAAAAUCAUGGAUCGGGAUAAAUAGAGCGGGUCAUCGCAUCAUGAAAGGCACCAUACCCUUGCCGGCGUUGUUCUCUGUUAGACCUUCAUAAGAGGUUAAUUUCUAAUUUCAUAUGUGUAUAUGUUACG
Molecule: messenger RNA, 3073 nt
Organism: Pyrenophora tritici-repentis Pt-1C-BFP
Lineage: Eukaryota; Fungi; Ascomycota; Dothideomycetes; Pleosporales; Pleosporaceae
Product: Glyco-trans-2-3 multi-domain protein
Source: RefSeq, a predicted model, not a curated record